AUGUUACUCCUCAAACAAUCCACCGCCAUAAGCAACCCCACCAACUUUCUCCACCGCCUUAUCUCCCUGUCAACGGAAACCCGUCACAGCCUCCGCUCCUUUCUUCUUCUACCCUUUGCUCCCUCCACCGCCAACCACUUCCUGAUCCUUUUUAUUCGGGAACAGUUCGUCGCCACCGCCAUCCUAUCCGGUCUGGCAGGGUUACCUCCUCGGUUUGAUCGUGUUGCCGUUUCCACCAACUUCGAUUACCCUUCUGUCUUCAGUCUUCGUCUCCAUUGCAACCGUAAACAACGGUUUCGCUUACGGCUUAGGCUCCAUCUCUCAAAACAUAGAAACUUGCGAUACAUGGAGCUUAGGGGGUUUAUAUCUCCUAGAAUUGGUAAACUCACUAGACUACAAACACCUAAACCAUACCCCUCCUAUUUCACUCUUUUGCUUCCUUCGAUCAAUGGAAAGCAGGUCGUAGGGAAGGUUAUAGCAAAUGAUGUGGAUGUACAACGAUGCAAACUUCUUAUUCACCAAACAAAGAGAAUGUGCACUUCUAACUUGGCUGUGACGAAUCACGAAGCACAAUAUUUCCCGAGUUGUCGCUGGAAAAAGAAUAAUACCACAAAUGGUUCUGAUUUGGGGGGUAUGAGUAUGACUGAACUUUUAUUUGAUCGUGUGCUCUGUGAUGUUCCAUGCAGUGGAGAUGGUACUCUCCGUAAGGCCCCUGAUAUUUGGAAAAAAUGGAGUAUGGGGAUGGCCAAUGGUGUCCAUUGUCUGCAACUUCAGAUAGCCAUGCGAGCUUGGCCACAAGUAUCACCUCUGUCACAGCCACAACAGCCACAUUAGAAAUAACAACCUCCAUUGCAACCCCAACAACAAGAAGGACGGGUAGAACAAAAUGUUGUUCGUGUUCAGUCUCCUAAUUAGGUUAAUAGUGAUAAUGGUGUAAAGGAGGUGGAAACAGAAACAAAAGCAAAAGCAGAAGCUGAGAAUGCGGAUGACUCGCCUACAUUUUGGACAGCAUGUCCUUACUGUUUCUACACGUAUAAGUAUCAAAGGGUAUAUCUGAUUGAUCAAAUAAACAAAUAGCUGAUCAAAUAACAUUUACAAAGAACAAACAACGGAAAAAACUGUAGCAUCCGACCCCCGCAACGCGGGGGUUCCCCAUCUAGUUAACUAU
Lactuca saligna is the source of this 1168-nucleotide messenger RNA. NCBI's taxonomy places the organism in Eukaryota, Viridiplantae, Streptophyta, Magnoliopsida, Asterales, Asteraceae. The record is from the annotation of a GenBank genome assembly.